Messenger RNA from Cryptococcus wingfieldii CBS 7118, 4905 nucleotides. RefSeq lists its product as hypothetical. The record is from RefSeq and is a predicted model, not a curated record. The transcript is spliced from 8 exons. Bases 1 to 4905 code for a protein of 1634 amino acids. Lineage: Eukaryota; Fungi; Basidiomycota; Tremellomycetes; Tremellales; Cryptococcaceae.
AUGUUUAGAUCUCGCAAAUCCUCCGUCUCGCAGAUAUCUCCCCUCGAACCCCCCCAGCAGAGCCGAACAAGCAUGCAGCCCACCCCGCCCAACUCGGCCCCAGGCCAGGUGCCGCAGGGGCAGGGCCGUCCACCCCGUCCCCCUACCCAAGGCCCCCGCCGCCCAGGCUCGUUCGACGCCAACCCUCCGCAGCCUGCAUUUGCGGGCGGACCGAAGAUGGAUCGCGUGCAGAGCCACGACCAAGGGAGUGCCAAGGGGGAGAAGAGGCGGAGCGGGUUCUUUGGAUUCGGGGGCAAGAAGAAGGACAAGGCGGAGAAGGGGCAGAAGCGGGAGGACGUCGAUAAACCUCGCUCGUCCUUCUCCAUAGAUCGCCCAUCCACCCAGCUCGCCUCGCGCCCAGUCCCGCCGUCCGCCUCCCAGCGCUUUCCCCAGGGACAAGGCCAGCCGCAGCCUCCUUCUCAACCGCGGCCGUUUGCUCGAGAUCAAGGUCCUACACCGCCUCCCCAGCAACAACAGCAGAUUCCAGCUGCCGCGAACGACGGUCAACGAUCCCAGAGCUUGGAGAUCUCAAGAAACCACCAGCAGGCGGUGAACGGACAGCAACGGUCGUCGCCCCUUGUACCCCCAGAGACUUUGCAGCGACCCCAAACAGGGAUGCCGGCAAAGCAAUCUGUGCCAAGGUCGGUCUCGAUGCCGAUGGCGCCUCCAGCGCCUGGCACGACCCCCAACGGUGGCAGCGGCUCCCCUCGUCGGGCCUCUCUCUUUGGCAGCGGCAGCACCGCUCAAGACCCAAACGCUCGAGGCCCUUUCGAGUCUGGCAAUAUCAACACUGAAAAGUUCCAGGCCAUCCUCGAGCUCAUCGCCCUCCAGCCCCAAAAGACAUACGUGACGUCCCCGCCAGAGCUCGAGAUGAUUCUCGCGAGGACGAGUGCCGGUGGGCAGCCCAAGCUGGGACAGCCCGGGAGUCCGAGUAAUGAUUGGGAUGCGGUUUGGUUGCAACUUUCCGGAAUCUCGCUUUCCAUGUGGUCCAUGAAGGAGACACGAGCUGCUGCUGCUAAAGGCGACAAGGUGCCUCCGACUUACUUCAACAUUACCGACUCUUCCCUCGAGCUUCUCGCCCCCCUCCCGCCUCCCCCUCACCGACCAAACUCUCGUCCGCACAACUUUGUCUACUCUCUCAACACUGCGGGGUCGAACCGACUCUUGUUUUCGAGUCCUACCGAGCGUGACCUCGCCCGAUGGGUGUCUGGACUCCGGCUCGCGGCGUGGGAGAGGGCAAGGUUGGAGGAGAUCUACACUGGUCAUCUGGUCCAGUAUGGUGAGCGCGAGCCGCCCGUCGAGGUGGGCAAAGGCCGAUCAAAGAUGGAAGGUUGGGUUCGAGUACGUGUCAUGGGUGGGACCGACUGGAGGCGGCUUUGGGCUGUUUUGAGUACGCCCGGGGAGGAGGGCGCCAAGGACGAAGGAAAACAUAGGCGAAGGAGUUUCUUUGGGAUCGGAGGCAAGGAAGAAGAGCCGGCGCCACAAGAGCCCAACACUGGAGUUUCCAUGGCUGCAUUUUAUACCGAGCCGAGGACCGCAAAGAACAAGACUAGUGUCACGCCUGUUUUGACGAUCACCAAUGUCUCUCAGGCCUACGCAGUCUUCCCCGAGCAUCUCGAGGUGAUGGUCCAAUCCAACCUCUGUAAAGUCGUCGGUCGCGUCAGCGGAGACAUGGUCACUAUCGAAGGUCGUCUCCGCGACUCUGGCUGGGCUCUGCUCAUGCCCGAGACUCCCGGAGAAGGCAGCGAUAGAGGUCACGGAUCUUCUUCCAGUCAAGGCCACGGGCAGAGCUCUGGGGUGUCGCCUUUGGGCAACAUGAUGCGUUGGGUCACUGGCUUCCAUGAUGCGUUUGCGCUCUAUGGAAGACCGGAAAAAUACAACUGGAACCCAAGGGACCCGAAGAGUCUGUUCUUUGCCUAUCCCCAGGGCCCGCAUCGAGGAAACCUCUUUUUGACCGUGGACGAAGCCUUGCGAGGAGAUUUCCGUGUCACUUCACUCGCCGAAGUUCGUGCUCAGCUCGUGCACCUCGUCCACCGCCGUCUUGCUGGUGGCAUUCAAGAGCAUAUCGAGGAAGAAUCCGGCGAGGAUGAAGAGCACGAGCGCGAGAUGCCGCAGGAACAAGGCAACUUCCGUCUCCCACCUCUUUCUUUCAACGAGCUACACGACAACGAGGAGCGAAACAUGCCACGAUCCUUGACGCCCAUCACCGAGAGGACGGAUGUGACGAGGCAAAACAGUACGAAGACUAGCAAGUCUGGGCUUACUAUUGCCGGCAUGGGCUCUCCUCCGAGUGGCACCACUGCUCAAGGGGACAGAAAGACGAGCGGGGGUAGCUCCAAACAUGGCAGCCAGUCGAGCAAGCAUUCUGAUUUCGGUAUCGUGCCCAUGUCUAAUGACGGCUUUGCCCCUCUCACAGAAGAACCUGGAGAAGUGUACUCCUCAAACGGCUCUGGAUCCCACUCGGGUGCGACCAUUACUCCCCAGCCUCCAGUGAACCCUCUUCCUGGUUUCGGUGUACUCGACAGGCAUGACAAACAGGUCACUCCCUCUUCCAUUGCUAGCAAGACUUCAGAGAGCGUCUAUUCGCAGGAGACGGGGUUGACGCCUGUUGCGCCAAGCAAUGCGUCUUACUAUAGUGCCAAACCUUCAGUGGACGGCCACGGGCCUCAACAGACCAAUUUCCCUGUGCCAGUCCAGAAUGGUCAGUCUAUGGCGCUCGCUCCCCCUGUGGAAGUCCCUACGGAGCAACCUGUCUCCUCGGCUUCAGGGCCUGAAGAAAGGCCUCCUCUUCCUCCGUUUGCAUCGGAACGCUCUUCAGAGGUGCUCUCGCCGACUCCACGCAAGGUUUCGUCCGGUGAACCUCUUCCCCAUGGAAUAGAGUUGGCCCAGGAGCCAGCGGCAAUGUACUUGAUGAACAUGGUCGAGGAGCCGCCUGUGCCCGAGCCUCCUCAGCGCAUCACAUCAGCUUCUCCGCCUACCAACGGUGCCCAUGUGAAUGGGAACCAGCUGCAGAGGAAACCUUCAGGUGCCAGGGCUUUGCCUGUCAGACAGCAGAGUGCGGAGCCCAAGCUGUACAACAUUCAAGACAGGCCUAGCGAAGAUGCCCAGGCGGCCAAUCCUGAACUGGGAGAAGACUUUUCAUCAUACAUGAAUUAUGCCGACAAUCCUACACCUGUCCAACCCAGAGUUGCGCCUGCCCCUACCCGACCUCUUCCUGCCAAGGCUGUCUCGCCUCCUCAGGAACAGGUCAAGUCGAGCUUUGCUCCGAGUCGUGCGGUGCGCGAGCGACGUGCAAAGGCAGAACAAGAUGCAAAGGAUCAAGAGAUGGCCAAAUACAAGCCUGGCGGGGGGAAGCGAAUCGUGAGCACUAGGAGCACCAUGCCAGAAUUCGAAAGUUCGGAUGAGGAUGAAGAGGAAGAGGAGGAAGAAAGCGAAAACGAAGCUCCCGCUGCGCAGAAGAAGACUUCUCUACCGGUUUCUCCUGGCCAGGUCGCGCCUGUUCGAGGCGGACAGCUGGGACUCGAGGGUCUUCCUCGUGAACGCCAAACGUCCAUGGAUGCGAGAGCUCUUCCGCCCGUUCCCGUCCCCGCAAAUCAGGCUCCCGACCUCCGCCUGCCUUUCGAAGACCCUGACGCUCGAUCUCGAGUCGAUAGUCAAUACAGCCAGCACAGUCAACGCUCAAGUGGCUAUGAUCCUCGUGCCAAUCAAUACAUGGACCGGCCUCGCAACGCAUCGCGCACGCCCAGUCCUUCGAAUGGCCCUCCAGGUGCCGGCAGACCUGGAUCCAAUUAUCAUGGGAACGGCGCCGUCUAUCCCAUGUCUGGACCUCGCCAAUCUUCCAACAUUGCCCCGCCUCCUGCCACCCGCCAAAGUGUGUGGAACGCCAACUUUUCCGCUCAGCAUGGUAUGGAAGAGAAUACAAAGUCUGGCAAAUUUGUCGACCUGGAAGAACCUUCUGUUCAUCUUACCAAGGCAUUCGCGCCUCACGGGCUGCUUCAGGCCGGUAUACAGGACAAAGAAGAGAGGUCGGCAAAGAAACAGGAGGAAUUGGCUAGAGAGACGGGCAGCAGUCUCAUCGAUGUUCCCUCCAAGCCGCCUCCCCCUCAGGCGGGACUGUUGGGCGCUGUGACAGCGCAUGAGAGGGACAGAAAGAAUGCUGGUGGUAUUGGUGCCACAUUGACUGAUAGAGAGAGAGAAAAGAGGUUGGCUGAAGAAAAGCAGCGAGAGUUCGACCGACUCCAGCGUCAACAGAUGGGUCAAUUCGGCGGGGAUAUGUAUCCUCAGCAAGGCUUCGGCCAACAGGGGUAUGGCUACGGGAUGGGCAAUGCUAUGAUGAACCAGAUGCCUAUGAUGGGUUAUCCUUACCAAGGAGGCUUCAAUCCUUACGCUCAGGCUCAGCAACAAGCCAUGAUGGCUGCCCAGAUGGCGUAUCAACAGACCAUUAUGACAAUGUCGCAAGCCGGCUCUCAAGCUGGUGAUCCUCACGAGCGAGCUCAAUCUGCCCAGUCUCGUCAUCGACAGCCCUCUGGGUUCAGCGAUGACCGCUCUGGUUCUCCCAGCGCCAGCCAGAUGGGCGGUAUCCCGACUCUCUAUGGCGGUUUCCCGCAGGGCGCCAUGGGUAUGGGUAUGAACGGUAUGGGCAUGCCCAUGCAGAUGCAGAUGCCACAAAUGCCCUGGAUGAUGCCCGGAGGCGGGAUGCCAAGCCCCGGGAUGUGGGGAAUGCCUGGGGUGCCCAGCUCGGCUGCUCAAGGAAGCCCAAAUUUUGGCUUUAUGCACCCCAGCGCGCCUGGUGGGGUUGGUAGCGAUGCAGGCAGUAUGAGAGGAAGUCCGAUGGGAGGAGAGGAGGGUGGCCAGAAGUUUAAUUGA